AUGUCUCCGCUGAACAGAGACCUUAUUUUUUUGAUACUGCAAUUACUAGACGAAGAGAAAUUCAAACACACUCUUCACAAGCUGGAGCAGGAGUCCGGCUUCUAUUUCAACAUGAAGCACUUCGAGGAUCUUGUUCAGGCAGGGGAAUGGGAUGAAGUUGACAGAUAUCUAGGCGGUUUCACUACAGUCGAAGACAAUAGGCAUUCCAUGAAAAUCUUCUUCGAAAUCAGGAAACAGAAGUACCUCGAAGCACUUGAUAGACAUGACAGGACAAAAGCCGUUGAUAUUCUCAUGAAGGAUCUGAAAGUUUUUGAAACUUACAACCAGGAACUUUUCCAGGAGCUCACCAUGCUGCUUUCUCUGGAAAAUUUCAGGCAAAAUGAGCAACUUUCUCAGCAUGGCGAUACAAAGUCAGCGCGUACUACAAUGCUUAUGGAAGUCAAGGAACUCAUCAAAGCUAAUCCUUUGAUUCGCGACAAGUUAACAUUCCCAACUUUUAACGAUUCUCGCUUGCGAGCACUAAUCAACCAAAGUCUCAAUUGGCAGCACCACCUUUGCAAAAAUCCACAUCCCAACCCUGAAAUUAAAACACUGUUUACUGAUCAUUCAUGUGCUGCCCCUACAAAUGAAACACGGGCACCUCCUCCUGCCAAUGCUCAACUUGUUGGGAUUGAUCAUCAGAUUGCAAAUUCUGAACGUCCAAUGAAAAAAAUGAAAACUAGCCAAGUAGCUGAGGUCUAUGACAUUCCCAAGACAGUGGUACGAACUCUUAAUCAAGGUUCCAAUGUGAUGAGCUUGGAUUUUCACCCUAUCCAUACUACAAUUCUUCUAGUUGGAACAAAUGUUGGUGACAUUGGGGUCUGGGAAGUUGGAUCCGGAGAAAGGUUAACGCACAAGAAAUUCAAAGUGUGGGAUAUCACAACAUGUUCUUUGCCUUUUCAGGCAUCACUCACUAAUGAUGCUACUGUAUCUGUCAACAGAUGCUUGUGGAGUCCUGAAGGUUCUAUUCUUGGUGUUGCAUUUUCAAAGCAUCUAGUGCAGAUCUAUGCUUUUAAUCUAAAUGAAGAAUUACGACAACAUUUGGAGAUUGAUGCUCAUAUAGGCAGUGUUAAUGACAUUGCCUUUUCCUAUCCCAAGAAGACUCUCUCGAUCAUCACUUGCGGCGAUGACAAGGCAAUUAAAGUGUGGGAUGCUUCAACUGGACAGAAACAGUAUACAUUUGAAGGUCAUGAAGCCCCUGUUUAUUCUGUUUGUCCUCACUUCAACGGGUCUAUCCAUUUUUUCUUCUCAACUUCAACUGAUGAUAAAAUCAAAGCAUGGAGCUAUGACGGUUUGAGAUCUAGAGUUGCCUAUGAAGCUCCUGGCCACUGGUGCACAACAAUGGCAUAUAGUGCAGAUGGAACAAGGCUUUUUUCAUGUGGAACAAGUAAAGAUGGGGAUUCACAUUUAGUUGAGUGGAAUGAGACUGGAACUAUUAAGCAGACAUACAAUGGCUUUAGAAAACACUCAUUGGGAGUUGUUCAAUUCGACACAACUCGGAACCGCUUCUUGGUUGCAGGGGAUGAAUUCCAGAUUAAGUUUUGGGAUAUGGAUAACACUGAUAUACUGACUACUACUGAUGCAAAUGGAGGACUUCCUGCAUUUCCUCAACUGAGAUUCCAGAAAGAUGGUUCAUUACUUGCUGUUACGACUAGUGAUAAUGGAAUUAAAAUCCUGGCAAAUGCUGAUGGACAGCGGGUUUUAAGGAUGCUUGAGGUUUCACGUAGUGUUUCUAAACAAUCUAAUUCCAAUGCUGUUGUGGAUAGUACUAAAGCUGCUGAUGUCAAGCCAAGGAUUCCUGAAGAAACUGAAAGAAUCAGAAGCUGGAAGCUAACUGGGAUUGUGAAUGUUGGGCAUCUUAAAACUUUGCGGUUGCCCGAUUCAACAUCAGCAGUGAGCAAGGUUGUGAGAUUGAUAUACACCAAUUCUGGAUGCAGUUUAUUAGCACUUGGUUCCAAUGCAGUGCAUAAGCUCUGGCAGUGGCCGUGCGAUGAACGAAAUCCAUCGGGCAAGUCAACUGCAUCUGUUGCUCCUCAGCUCCGUCAGCCACCAAAUGGUAUUCUUAUGACCAAUGAAAGGAGUGAUAACAAUCCAGAAGAAGCAACUGCUUGUAUUGCUUUAUCUAAGAAUGACUCUUAUGCAACGUCUGCAUCAGGUGGAAAAGUUUCUCUGUUAAAUAUGAGGAAUUUUAAGGUUAUAACCACUUUUAUGCCAACCCCACCGGCAGCCACAUCUUUAGCAUUUCAUCCUGAAGAUAAUAACAUGAUUGCUGCUGGAAUGGAAGAUUCUAGUAUUUUGAUCUAUAAUAUUCAGAUUGAUGAGGUGAAAAUCAAACUCAAGGGCCACCAAAAAAAGAUAACCGGUCUUGCAUUUUCCCCUUCACUAAAUGUUCUCGUGUCUGCUGGAGCUGAUGCUCAGCUUUGUGUUUGGGGCAUAGAUAGUUGGGAGAAGAAAAACUCUCGCUUUAUCCAGGCGUUUACUGGAUGUACAUCUCCAUUAGUUGGGGACAUCCAAAUUCAAUUUCACAGUAAUCAGACACACCUGUUGGUUGUUCACGAAAGGCAAAUAGCUAUCUAUAAUAGUAAACUUGAUUCUUUGUGUUGGUGGUCUCCUAAGGAUACACUCUCAGCAUCAGUUUCAAGUGCAACAUUUUCUUGUGAUAGUUUAUUGGUGUAUGCUGCAUUUGUUGAUGGUGCUGUUGGAAUUUUUGAAGCAGACAGCUUGAGGCUCCAUUGUCAGAUAGCGCCCUCCGCCUAUAUAUCUAGUGGAUCUGCCUAUCCGAUUGUGAUUGCUGCCCACCCAUCGGAACCCAAUCAAAUAGCCCUGGGGAUGAGCAACGGUGCUAUUCAUGUGGUCGAGCCACUGGACGGCGACUCAAGAUGA
Messenger RNA from Zingiber officinale, 2922 nucleotides. RefSeq names its product protein TOPLESS-RELATED PROTEIN 2-like. The coding region runs from base 1 to 2922 and encodes 973 amino acids. Gene Ontology annotation, biological process: regulation of DNA-templated transcription. The transcript has 20 exons. Gene Ontology annotation, molecular function: protein binding. Lineage: Eukaryota; Viridiplantae; Streptophyta; Magnoliopsida; Zingiberales; Zingiberaceae. The record is from RefSeq and is a predicted model, not a curated record.